CUUCCCGCCACUUUUUAAUCCCUCGCUCAUCCCCCCUCCCCCCUCUCUCUUCUUCCACAUUUCGAGCUCGACCAUGGCCGAAGAAGACACGACUUCAACGAUCCGGCCUGAUUUCCCGACCGGCCGAGUCAAGAAGAUCAUGAAGCUCGACAGAGACAUCAACAAGGUGAACUCGGAAGCGCUACUUCUGGUCACCUGCUCCACACAACUAUUCCUGGAGUUCCUCGCCGGGAGAUCUGCUCAAGUCGCUGCCGAGAAGAAGCGAAAGACCGUGAAGCUGGACCAGAUGAGGAUCGCCAUCAAGAGGCACCGACCGACCAGCGAUUUUUUGCUCGACUCCCUUCCUGCACCGGCUCAGUCUGCUAAUGGCGAACCAGCCAAUAAGGUCCGGUCUCGGCCGGUCGCUGAGAAGCCGGUUCCGGCCGGGACGCGGAGGAUCGAUGAUUUCUUUGGCAAGCCCCGAGCAGAUAAUUUCAGGACAGCAUGCAGCUUGAAGCUUCCAAGUAAGGGACCACUUUAGAGAUGGAUGCUAGAAUGAGGCGGAAAUAAGCAACCGAUGCUCGAAAGUCUAAUCUAAUCCCAGUAACCACGUCAAUAUAAUGGAAGGGUGAGCUGUUGUAUAAAGAGACUGGUCAUCUGUAUGCAGGACGUCCAAGCGCAAACAUCACUUUCUCAUACUUGAGACGCAUCUCUCGUUUUUUUAUGAUCAAUGCCC
Messenger RNA from Rhodamnia argentea, 715 nucleotides. Its product is annotated as nuclear transcription factor Y subunit gamma. Bases 74 to 520 code for a protein of 148 amino acids. The transcript has 2 exons. Gene Ontology annotation, molecular function: protein heterodimerization activity. The record is from RefSeq and is a predicted model, not a curated record. Gene Ontology annotation, cellular component: nucleus. Gene Ontology annotation, biological process: regulation of DNA-templated transcription. NCBI's taxonomy places the organism in Eukaryota, Viridiplantae, Streptophyta, Magnoliopsida, Myrtales, Myrtaceae.